This is a messenger RNA of Rhagoletis zephyria (snowberry fruit fly), 4289 nucleotides long. RefSeq names its product Cyclin T. NCBI's taxonomy places the organism in Eukaryota, Metazoa, Arthropoda, Insecta, Diptera, Tephritidae. The record is from RefSeq and is a predicted model, not a curated record. Gene Ontology annotation, molecular function: cyclin-dependent protein serine/threonine kinase regulator activity. Gene Ontology annotation, biological process: regulation of transcription by RNA polymerase II.
UGCAUCAGCAUCCCUGUGUUUCGUGAAAAAAUUUCUUUUCGUGUUUCGUGAAAAUUUUCGUUCCUAUUUUUAACAAAAUUUUGCUAAAAGUGUAAAGCGAAGUGUCUAUUCAUUGAAAUAACAUUAUUUUUCUCGAAAGCGAGAGUUAAAUAGUGCAGUUAUUAUCGUGUUUUCUAGCACAGUCACAGAAGUACACAUACCAAUGGAAUAACACUGACUUCGGUUCGAGGAAGUUGUGACGACUUUGUUCAUAAUUGUUCUCCUCACACACCUCCCUUUCCACUUGAUGGUUUUUGCUUUUAGCAAAAAAGACUCCAAAUGUUGUGCUCCAAUACUGAAAUGCAAGUUUAAUGGGGCCUAGUGUUUAACUCUGGUUAACUCCACAUCCAGAAGUGCUGUGCUGUGUCACACGCACACACGAAUACGUUUUCAGGAGUUGUAGUGCAUCUGUUAACUCCUCUCCCAAUAGUAAUUUGUGGCAAAAUGAGUAGCGGCGGUACGUCGACUGGAUCUGGGUCCGGUGAGAAGGAAAAAGACUCCCAUUGGUACUUUAACUCCGAACAGCUUACGAACUCUCCGAGUCGUAGACAAGGAAUCGAUGCUGAUACGGAAUUAUCUUAUAGACAAAUGACUGCUUACCUUAUUCAAGAAAUGGGACAACGUCUACAGGUCUCUCAACUUUGCAUCAACACUGCCAUUGUGUAUAUGCAUCGCUUUUAUGCGUUCCAUUCUUUCACGCAUUUCCACCGCAAUAACAUUGCGGCAGCGAGUUUAUUCCUAGCUGCUAAGGUUGAAGAGCAGCCUCGAAAACUUGAACAUGUUAUCAAGGCUGCUAACAAGUGCCUUAGCCAGCCCACGUCUUCCACCACGGACGCUUAUUAUAUUGAACAGGCACAGGAGCUGGUCUUUAAUGAAAAUGUUCUAUUACAAACACUUGGAUUUGAUGUAGCAAUUGACCAUCCGCAUACGCAUGUCGUAAAGACAUGCCAUUUGGUCAAAGCUUGCAAGGAUUUAGCACAAACUUCCUACUUUCUGGCUUCUAACAGUCUUCAUCUGACGUCUAUGUGCCUGCAAUACAAACCGACAGUGGUAGCUUGUUUCUGUAUCUACUUAGCUUGCAAGUGGUCACGUUGGGAGAUUCCGCAAUCAACGGAAGGCAAACACUGGUUCCAUUAUGUCGAUAAAACUGUUACCAUGGAUUUACUGAAGCAAUUGACUGAUGAAUUUAUAGCCAUUUACGAGAAAAGUCCAUCCCGCCUGAAAUCCAAAUUAAACUCGAUAAAAGCCCUUGCUCAAAAUGCUAGCAAUCGUGUAAUUAAUAGUAAAGAUAAGAAAGAAGAGUGGAAAAUGGGUGAUAUGAUGAAAAUGUAUGCGCAUGACACACCUGGUAGUGGCGGCAGCUGUGGUGGUAAUAGCAAUCAGUCAUUUUCUACAAGUUCUCUUGGCGUGGAACAGUCACAUCAGCAGUCGCCCGCAUUGUUGCCGCCUCCUCCACCACAGACACAACUGUCACGAAAAAGCGAGUUGCAUUCCAGCCAACAUCGCUCACACCACAGUUCUUCAUCCCACCACUCGAAAAUCAAUUUUCCGUCAUCCGAUGUUCUUGACCAUAAAAGUAGUCACAAGCAACCACCGUUCUCUGGCGUUGUUAGCCGCCCACGUGAUCAUACGCAACCGUCUCAGGGACAUCAGCAACCUCUGAUUGCGGGCAAUUCAUCACGAUCAAGCCUUUCGACAUCUAGCGGGCGAUCAUUAAGUAGCAUACCUGGUCAAAAUCUACCGCGACAGACUUUACAAGGCCACCAACUGGAUGUUAACUAUCAUAAAUCUCGUGAAAAGAGUAAUCUUAUAAGUUCGUAUCCCCACACCGCACCAUCGCAACCUCAUUCUGGACACAAAGUCUCACAAAAGCAAGAAUCGAAUCGAGUUCUGCAGAAAGAGCAGACUACUGUCAAAAUGACCGAACCAGGCAAAAGCGGCAGCAGUACCAGUAGUAACAGUAAUAAACUAUUCCCACCUUCUUCUUCUAUGCCAACUAUGUCACAGUAUGGUAGUAACGCUCCACAGGCACAAAAUAAGUUGGAUAUGGGCCAAGAUUUGCCCCGUAACUUAAUGCAUGGUCAGCGUGGUUAUGGAAUUAAUAAUGGCUCUGGAAGUGUUCCAUUAUUGGGUAGUUAUCAAUCACAGCAUACACGCCAGAGUAGCAAUAGCAGCAAGCACGAUUUAUCAAAACCUGCUUCCGUCCAUCUUCAACAACAUGGAAAACAACCAUCAAUUCCACCUGAAUCAGCAUAUAGCACUGGCACUCACGAGUCUCAACCAGCUCCACAUACACAAACUCAUCCUGUCGCCAGUUAUUUGAACAUAAGGCCGCCAGAGGCUUCAAGCAACGAAGAUAACAAUACCACUCAGCUGCCGUCAGUGCAUGCGAUAUUACAACAGCCAACGAAUGCUAAUCAAUCGAAAACUUCUUUGUUUAGUCCCGAUUGGAGUGAGAAACUGCAGCCACAACAACCGCAACAAAUAAUUGGCGGAAAUAAUAAUUAUGUUAAUACUAAUGUUCCACCACCCACUGCGGGCGAUGCAUAUAAUUACAAAUUCCCAUUAAAUAAGGACGGAGAGCGAGAGAAAAACAUGGACGUCAGUGUUUCAUCCAUUAAAAAGGAACGGAAUCGAGGACCACAUGCGGGUAUGGAUUUAACUGGGUCAAUGAUAAUGGGUGUGCGACCGAACGCAUCUCAAUCCCAGUUCCACCAACAGUUGCAGCAACAGCAGCCAUUAAAGAUAAACAUGCCAAAGAAAGUGGAAUCCAACAUUAUGGGUGAUCUUACUGCUAUAAAUGCUGCUGUUAAACGUCCCAAUGAAGGUGCCUACAAACAGGAUGAGGAGCAAAGUAAAAUACGCAAACUUGAUACUCAAACUUCAUUGUCUUCUUAUAAUGACCUAAAAACAAGUGACACUAAUAAGCUACAUGUCGUAAAUGGAAUAGAAACGAAUCCUGAUCUGGUAAGGAGUUUAUUGAAAGAAAGCCUUUGCACUUCCAAUGCUCUCCUAAAAACGGAGCAAUUGGGAGCACCUAGUCUGCAACCACCAGCUGAACUUUUUGAACCAUCUGCGACAGCUGCUUCGACAAUGGCUGCUCCGAUUGCUGAGACUUCUUUAAAAUCUACAAGCUUAAGUAGUGGCACUGAACCUUCGUCUAUGGAAAUUAAUGAGUCAGGAAGCAGUAAGGCAGAAAAGAAAAAGAAAAAAGACAAGCAUAAACAUAAAGAGAAGGAUAAGGAUAAGUCGAAAGAUCGCGAAGAACGAAAGAAGCAUAAAAAGGAUAAAGACAAACAUAAGGAGCGGGAUCGGGGUGAAUUAGACAGCUCGGAGCAUGUAAAGAUUAAAAUAUCCAAAGAUAAAAUUGAAGGUAGUGCGGAAUCCUUAAAGAUAAAAAUACCGAAAGAUCGUAUAAUAAGCGAUGUGAACAGUAGUUCUGGCAACAUUAACCAUAAUGCAGAUGGUGGCGGUGCUAUCAUGCACCCUGCUCCAGCGUUGAAGAUCAAAAUUAGUAAGGAUAAAUUGGAAAACUAUGCGACCGACUCUGCAACACAUUCGUCUUCACAACAAGUGCAUGCGCUGGCGCAGCCGACAACAGGCUUUUACUCGUCUUUUGUGACACCAAAUAACGCGUCGGUAUCUACGUCGCAUAGUAAUAGUGGUAGUAGUAGUAGUGGUAAAAAGAAAGAUCGUGACCGUGACAAGGAUCGGGACAAGGAGAAAAAACGGGGUAGCAAUGAAAUUGUUAAGUCAAAUGGAAGUGGAUCAUUUCAUUCGACAUCAACAUUACAAGGCGGAGCGGGUGGGCCGCUGCUAACACAUUUGCCACCAACAACAAAUAUGACGUCAAAGAGCCAAAACCCCAACAAGAUGCAACUGCUAUCGAAUAAUAUGAACCAACUCUUCGGAGAGUCAAACGAUGACGAUGACGACUAUGACGAUACUAAGAGUGUUAAUCAUAAAAGUUAUAAGGACUGUAAGAAUAGAGUUCAUAACUCGGAUUCCUUCACAUCCACAUCUGCAUCCACCAACUCCGCGAGUUCUAUGCGUAAAGGCACUGAUUACGGGCCAAAAUAUUCGCAAUCGCAGCAAUAUAAUCAACGAUGAUGAACCAAAUCAUCAUAAAACAAUUGUUUUAAACGUGAUGUUACACACUUGGCAGGACUGGCUUGUUAACGCCGCAUAUAUGUUGACACCCAGCAGACUUUCACACACUUUACGUACAUUUUACUGCUGCAUACGUAUAA